Messenger RNA from Mytilus californianus (California mussel), 6098 nucleotides. RefSeq names its product neutrophil cytosol factor 2-like. Lineage: Eukaryota; Metazoa; Mollusca; Bivalvia; Mytilida; Mytilidae. The transcript is spliced from 7 exons. Gene Ontology annotation, molecular function: protein binding; superoxide-generating NADPH oxidase activator activity. Gene Ontology annotation, biological process: superoxide anion generation. The record is from RefSeq and is a predicted model, not a curated record. The coding region runs from base 130 to 1428 and encodes 432 amino acids.
GCAACAGGACUUCCUAGUAAAGUAUCACACUUAGCCGGAUAUUUCUUUAAAAUGCAUUACAAUUUAGAAACAACUUUUGUUCGGACUUAAUCUCAAUGAAAGACCAGUUUUUGAAAUUGACAGAUCAACAUGGCAUUUUUAGAGACAGUUCGUUGUUGGAACGAAGGCGUUGUUGCUUUCCAAGAGGACCGAUACCAGGAUUCCCUACUUAGUUUUAACAACAUACUUGAACCCAGUGCACGUAUUCAGUUCAAUAUAGCUUGUGUAUUGAAAGGACUUGGCAGAGAGAAUGAUUGUAUAGUGCAUCUGGGAGAAGCAAUAAAAAAGGAUCCUCAUUUAGCUGUGGCUUUUUAUCAUAGAGCAGUGCAGUACUUAAAAACAAAAAGAUACAAUGAGGCACUUGAUGAUUUAGACAAAGCAGAACAAAGUUUGCGUGGAUCUUCAUUUAUUAAGUAUAGUCAGCUUGGAUUGAAUUUCACUUUAUAUAAAUUUGAGAUACAGUUUAACAGAGCAGUAUGUUUUGCCAGGCAAGGAGAUAUAAGAACUGCCGUACAUAUGUUAAUAGAUGCUGGCAAGAUAGCUGAAGAAGAAAUCCACAGUAGAAUCAGUGUGAACACUAUACAGGACUUAACACUAGUUAAACUGGAAGGUUAUAAGGGAAAUCUUCCCAGUUCAUUUAAUGAAUUUGAAGUACCAGGUGAAUGUUUAUUUCAACCACCAAAAGAUAUGGUUGCAAAUUUAGGGAGGAAGGAAUAUGUAGCUAAAGCAAAGGUUAUUGCUAGGUAUGGUGAUGGUAAAAUUCCUGUGGAAACCAAUGAAAAGGUCAUUAAAGGAUCAGUAAGAGGACAUUCUAAUUCCACUUUGAAUACUGAGACUGGAGAAAAACCAAGUUAUCGUCCAUUAGCACCAAGAACACCACCUCUGCCACGAAGACCACUGCCACCACAACCUUCAGAAUUGCGGACAUCUAGGUCAAUGGGCAGCAUAGUUGAAGAAUUGAAGAAAGAGGAAGAAUCCAGUCAGAGCUGGCAAUUUUCAAAAAACAAUGAACUAGCAAACGCACUUAAUGCUCAGUUUAAAAACAAAAAUAUGCCAUCAAAACCUCCUCUGAAACCCCCUCAUAUGCCAACAAGACCACCAAGAAGACCUCCUCCUCCUGGUUCAACAUCAUGUCCACGUAAUAUGAGUCCAUCAACAAAUUCAAAUUUUGAUUCACCUCCAUUACCAGUGAAAGCAACAACCAAAACACUACCUUCACAAAGUCUGUCCUCGUCCACUACCAAAUCUGGUUCCAAUGGUUCAACUCGUAACAUUCCUCCUCCUCCUUCUUACAAACCUCCCCCUCCACCACCCUCCUUUAGAGCCCCACCCCCUCCAUUGAAACAAAAUAACAGUUUGCCUCCUUUACCCCCAAAAAAGAAAACUUAGGUAAUAGUUGAAAAACGUUGGUAAAUUGUGUUAUGCUCUGCCAUAUUUUGACUCCUACUAAAGAAAAAAGAGCAAGAAGAGCAGGCAGACAGAUAUUUAGUUGAUUUAUGUUGCUGAAGUAAGAAUAGCAUUUAACUACAUUUUAACUUGUUUUAUCCAUUGAAAGGUUAAGUAUGACAUCAUCUUAUGUGUUAUACUUGUCAUUUUUUUAUGUUAAUGAAUGUUUUUAAAAGUUGAUCUCAGUUUUGAUAUUUUGACUAACUUGAUGGGUGUCUCAAUGCCAAUAAUACAACAUCUCCAUUUUUAAGCUCACCUAAGUGAGUUUUUCUCAUUAUUCGUCUCUGUCGUCGGCCGUUGUCGUUAACUUUUAUAAAAAUCUUCUUCUCUGAAACUAUUUAUCCCAAAUUUAACCAAACUUGGCCACAAUCAUCAUUGGGGUAUAUAGUUUAAAAAUAUUUGUCCGAUGGCCCAGCCUGCCAACCAAGGUGGCUGACAUGGCUAAAAAUAAAACAUAGGGGUAAAAUGCAAGUUUUGUCUAUUAUCUUGUAAACCACUAUAAAUAGAGAAAAUCUGACACAUGCAAAAAUGUUUGGAAUGAUGAGAUCUACCUGUUGUCCAUUUAUUCCCAGACUGUCAGAAGACUUUUUAUAGGAGUUAUUGCUCUUAAGGUGGUAUGGGGGUAUGAACAAAAAAUGAUAGAAUUUGUUAAUGCUUCGCCAAAAUGUAGAAUAUAUUGUGAUAUGUUCAAAUAUAUAUUAAAAUUGAUAGGUCACCUAGCUUUUUUUCACGCUUUGAUUGUGAAAAUUUGAUGCAUUUUGCAUGGAUUAUACAGGGAAAAACAUCAUAAUGUGAAUAGAAGGUAAACUAAAUGAUAGAAUUGUGAAAUAAGAUACGAGAAGAUAGCUCUUAGAAAAUUCUUUCAGAAUAUCAAAAGUAAAAAUUAGGUCACCGUUUGUUUUUCCCUGCCAUAACAUAAAACUGAAAAAAAUCAUGUAGAUUCCUUUAGAAAUAAUGCUAUUCUGCUAUUUUAAAAUCCAAGAUGGCGAAAGACACCCAUAAGACCUUAAAUGAUGAAUUUUACCAACUUUUUAAACUUUUGCCCAUUAUCUUGAAAAUUAUAAUAGAUGGAGAGAAACUUUUUGUGAAUGGGAUUUGCAGGUAAUUUUAAAAGAUAAAAUUCCAUUUAAAAUGUUCAUUAAGUACAUUUAUAUGUUUCCAUAACUAGACCUGUAUAUAAACAGAAACUGUUAUCACACUCAUAACUGCCUCAGAUGGUUCCUUUGACAAUGCAGCUUUUUAUUACAUCAUAAUCUUCAUGAUUAUUAUAUGAAGUUUGUUUUGAUAUUUCAUUAUUAGUCCCCUACUGGCAAAGCCGAAGGGGACUUCAGGUUUGGACUCUGUCCAUCUCUGACUGUCUGUCUGGCAAAUUGGUUUUCCACACUUUUUUUCUUCGUGCUUGAAGAUAUUGAUUUAAUAUUUGAUAUAUAGUUUUAUCAUGACCAGUUACAAAUACAGUUUGGAAUUUGUUCCGGUCUGAUGAUUCUGUGAAAAGUUAUGGUCCUUGCACUUAUAAAAUUCACUCAAGUAAUAAGUUUUCCACAUUUUUUUUGUCAUGCUUGAAUAUAUUGAUUUGAUAUUUGGUAUAUAGUUUUACCAUGACAAGUUACAGAUCAGUUUUGAAUUUUGUUCCGUUCAAAUGAUUCCUUUGCAUAGUUAUGGUCCUCGAGUUCGAAUUUUGUUCUGUUCAGAUGAUUUUUCUGCUGACCUGACUAUUAAUCUUGUUGAUACCACUCCUUUUGUGAAACUUUAUUCACAAGAAAAACUUUUUAAAAUUUUUAUUAUAAACAGAUUUAGUGUUCAAUAUUUGCACCAGGAGAUAUUUGGACUUAGUUUUUUUAAUAUAGAAAAUAUUACAAAUUACCGAUUAAGUUAGCAUUUUGUUCCAGUACAAUGCCUUUUUAACUUGUAGGAGACUAUGUAUUGCCAUGCAAUACUCUCAGAAUGUUUGUUAAAAAAAGUUGUUAUAUUUUGUAUGCUGUGAUUCAAUAUUUAUGUAAUAAUACUUUGUUUAUUUUUGCCAGUAUAUUUAUAUCAGGCAGGGUCAUACUAAUGAAAUGUCACACAGGGUCAUACUAAUGAAAUGUUACACAGGGUCAUACUAAUGAAAUGUGAAAGAGAUGUGAUCUAUCUUAAAAUAUAGAACUGUAAAUUCAGAAAUUUUAGCAUGUAUAUACUAUUGCAAUUGUUAGAUAGAAAAAAAAUGUGAGAUUAAUUUUUACGAUUAUUAGAAAUGCUACACACAUAAUUCUUUCAAAAUUUUAGAUGCAAGUUUUAAUUUUUGCAUAUCAACCUAUCCCGUCACAAUUUUUGCAAUUACAAAAACACUGCAAAAAUUGCAUUUACAGUAGUUUUAUCAUUUAGUCCAAUAAACACAUUUUUGUUUAAAACAUAUAUCCUUUUCAGAGUUUGUUGAUAAUAGCUUGCCAUAUUGAAAAAAACAUAACACACAUGUAAUCUGACUAUUAAUUUUAUCCAGAAAAAAAAGUAAGCAAUGUAUUAGAAUGAUAAUAUCAAUAUUUAUAAUGAUAAACAAGUUCGUUGUAGAAUUCAUCUAGUCUUCAUCAUCAUCAUCAUAUAUUUUUAUUGUAUUUUUUUUAGGUUUAAUAGUAUAUUGAUGAAUACUGUUGCCUUUGUUUAUUACACUUUAUAGUUUUCAUUUAGUUUUUUCCAUUUUUAAAAUUAUUUUAGUAGGGCAUUAAAAAUAAAUAAUAUGAUAUAUUCUUAUAUGAAAACUCUAUACUGUGGAUUCAUUCUAAUAUGUUUUUGGUUUAUAGAAAUUAAAUAAAAAAUUUUGUGGAUUGAUAAAAAAUUGUAUUUUUUGUGGAUAAUUAAUUUUGUGGUUCUUACUGUAUAAAUAGCAUACAAGUCUAUAGACAAUUUGUAUUUUUUUUUUAACAAUUUGUUGUUCAUCUAUACCCAUGAAAAUUAGUAUCCUGCAAAUAGUAUUGCAUCCAUGGAUCUCUAAUAUGAUAAUUUCAAUCUUAUAUUCCUAUAGGAGUAAUACCACCAUUGAUUUUCCCCUAUUAGUCUUUAUUAAAUUGGCACUUUUCAAACUAUUGUGCAGAAUUUAUCUUUGUUUCAAAUAAAGACAUACUUGGCAUGAGUAAAGUUUUAUCCUGCCCAGUACUACAGACAAACAUUCACAUAACAUUUCAUUGCAUAAAAGAUAAUAAACAUCACUGGAAGUUAACCAAUCGAAUGUUCACACCUUUUUUUCCUGUUAAUGAGCUUUAGUAACCAUGUAACCUCAAGUUUCCAAAAAUAUUUUAUAGAAACACCAAAUAAAAAAAGAAUGGUGCUUUGAAACACCCAAGAUAUAUGUUAAUGACUCAGAUUUUUUUUUUCUACAAUGAAAUGCAGGGUUAACUUCCUACAACUGUCAAAUUCAAGGGAAUAUUUUUUUCCGACCCUUUUUCGUAUGAAACUGGAUGUGAUGUACUAUGAUUGGUGGUAUUACACCUAUAUGGUAUCUGUUAAACACAGAAUUUAAUUAUAAUAUGGUAUAUGUUAAACACAGGAGAAAUAUAAUUACACUAAUGAAUUGUGAAAAAUUUUAUAUAUUCUAUAUGGUACUUGAUAAACUACACUGACUUAAGUUCUUGUCUGUUUGGUUGUUGUAUUGGUCAACAACAUAAAAUAGCCCAAAACAGGAAAAAUCAACAUAAGGUCUUCAAACCAUGGACAAGUGUCUGUUCAAUAUAUCAAACGUAGAUUGCUCAAGGUUUAGAAAGUUUGUUAUUUUCAAAUAUUGUACAAAAUGAAGUAAGGUUUAAAUGUGAGUGUAUAAAGCUGAACUGUUCAUCAAUCAAAACAUAACAAAAUCAAAUGUAAAAUAUUUUAAUGAACUGCUCAAUGAUCGUAAAUAAUUAAUGGCAGCUCUUUAUGAUUCCUUUAAAUAAGUAUAUAUUUUGUGCUGGUAAGAAUUAUUUCUUAAUGCAUUUAUAUUUUAUUACUUUAUUUUCUGUAUUUUAAUGUAUUGUGUUAGACAGCAAUAUUUUCCCUAACCAAUAUAACUCUUCUUUAGCUGUUCUGACUGGAUUAAGUUUACUAAUUUUAAGUCUAAAUUAAGUUUAUGGAGCCCAGUUUUGAUAUACAAACUUCAGAAGAAAGAAAUGAUUGAAACUUGUUCAGGUUAAAGUUUUUAAAUAAUUGAUUUACUGCUAAACAUUUUUAGAAUGAAGCAUUGAGAGUUUAUUUGUAAAAUGACAAAAUAAAACUUUUUCACAAUCAAAGACAACAUAGAUUUGGUGAUGAAUAACCAUCUCACUCAAUGUUGUAUCUCCAACUAAUAUUAUUAGUCAAAAUGAUUUUUAUUCUUUAUUCAUGGUGUGCAUUAUUUUAUGGAGAAUGUAUAAUUGAUAGUUUGUAUUUGUUUUGUCUGAUUUGUUUGGUUAUAGUAGAUUUUUUGGAAGCAAAACUGGUCAUAAAAAAAUGCCUUUAAAAUAAGAUAAGAUUUUAAAAAGAAGCAUGCUGUUGAUGAUUGACAGUAUCAGUAAAUGGCCAAUUUAUCAAUUGAUAAUAUAGUUUUACGAUAUUACGCAUUAUUGUUAUAGUUAAAAUUGUUCAUGACAAAAUACGGAGUGCAAUAAAUGAUUCUUAUAAGUAUAUAA